GGCGGCGGCGGCGGCGGCGGCGGCGGCGGCGGCGGCGGCGCGGGUAGGGAGCCUGGAAACGCGAGCGGGGAUGGUAGGUGUUUUGGACCCGCCGGGCCGCCGUCGUUUCCAGAAAGGGUUUGACUGGAGGAACCUCUGGAGCAGCUAUGUUGAUACCAGUGAACCAGGAUCAAUUCUCCCUAAAUGUUGGAACAGUGUUCUGAAGCUCUCUGCACAAUGGACCAGGGUGUUUUAUUGAUUAAGGAAGAAGCAGGAAGAAGACCCUCAAAGAACCUUAGAAUAUCUGGCAUGAUAGUUUUUCAAACUGGGCUAUGCGGAGCCCUCUCGGGUCAUUUCUGGAGUAUGCCCCCUCAUCUUGCUGUCUUCCUUCCACUUCACUGCCCCCCCACCAUGCUUCACUCUGCAGAAGGUGGACAAUGGGACACACCCCGAUACAGUGUGAUUCCAGUAACUACAGGAAUGAUUCUGGUCUUCAUUUUAAACCUGUACACUCAGAACAUACUCUUAGAAUUCCUUUUGAAGAUAACUCUGAAUUUAUCCAAGCACUAUUUGGAGGAAGCUAAAGUUCUUUAGGUUGGCUGGCUCCUCUGGCUGAUGGCAUGUUGAGGCACGUGGGCCAGUGGCAACAAGGGCAUCCAAUCCAGAGGGGGCCACUCUAGAGGCCAGGCCACCAGCAUCAUGGGCCAGUGUGUCACCAAGUGCAAGAAUCCCUCAUCAACUCUGGGUAGCAAGAAUGGAGACCGUGACCCCAGCAGCAAGUCACACGGGAGGCGGGGUGCAGGCCACCGUGAGGAACAGCUGCCAGCCUGUGGCAAGCCAGGUGGGGAUAUCCUUGUCAAUGGGACUAAGAAGUCAGAGGCUGCUACUGAGACCUGCCAGCUGCCAACAUCCUCAGGAGAUGCGGGGAGGGAGCCCAAGUCAAAUGCCGAGGAGUCUUCCUUGCAGAGGUUGGAAGAACUGUUCAGGCGCUAUAAGGAUGAGCGGGAGGAUGCAAUUUUGGAGGAAGGCAUGGAGCGCUUUUGCAAUGACCUAUGUGUGGACCCCACGGAAUUUCGAGUGCUGCUCUUGGCUUGGAAGUUCCAGGCUGCUACCAUGUGCAAAUUCACCAGGAAGGAGUUUUUUGAUGGCUGCAAAGCAAUAAGUGCAGACAGCAUUGAUGGGAUCUGUGCACGGUUCCCUAGCCUCUUAACAGAAGCCAAACAAGAGGAUAAAUUCAAGGAUCUCUACCGGUUUACAUUUCAGUUCGGCCUGGACUCUGAAGAAGGGCAGCGGUCACUGCAUCGUGAAAUAGCCAUUGCCCUGUGGAAACUAGUCUUUACCCAGAACAAUCCUCCAGUAUUGGACCAGUGGCUAAACUUCCUAACAGAGAACCCCUCGGGGAUCAAGGGCAUCUCCAGGGACACUUGGAACAUGUUCCUUAACUUCACUCAGGUGAUUGGCCCUGACCUCAGCAACUACAGUGAGGAUGAGGCCUGGCCAAGUCUCUUUGAUACCUUUGUGGAGUGGGAAAUGGAGCGAAGGAAAAGAGAAGGGGAAGGGAGAGGUGCACUCAGCUCAGGGCCCGAGGGCUUAUGUCCCGAGGAGCAGACUUAGUGGCUCUGUCUCAGGAGCAGCAGCAAGGAUCUGCCCGCUGCCCUGUGGCCAACCAAGGAAUUGGACCUUUCUGGAAAUUACUGAAGAUCCGGAUAUUUUCUACUUUACACCUUUCUCUGCCUUGUAUCUGAAAGGGCUCUAAAAUGCUGUAUCAUGUUUUAGGCACUUUCUUCACUUUUUGGUUAUUUCUUUUUUGGGGGGAGGGUCCCCCAAAAUAUUUGAACCUGGCUACAUGUUGUGUAUCUUUUUUUUUUUUUUUUUUUGAAGCCUUCAGAUAGAAUAAGCCUGCCACUUCUUGCACAAAUUAGAUUUUGGGGGGUGGGGGGGGAGGGUGUAGAGCAGGGAGGGGGGAAUGGGACAGUUAGGUUGAAUUAUCAUUACAAAACGAUACAGUGCCAGAUCUCAGUUUUGCAUAUUCUUGUUUUUCAGGGCAGGUCUGUACUGUGUGUAGUGCUGUUUACAUCGUUGAAUUUAGGUUGUAAUAAUUAUUUUUAAAGAUUUACACAGAGUUGAAUAGCAGUGUUAAUUGUUAACCACAUUGCAUUAAUUCCCAGGCGAUUUAAAGCUCUUGGAGAGCCAAGGCCAGCCAAGAGCAUUUGUAGUCUGGUGACAACCCCUUUUUAAGCUAAUUUAUCUGGAACCCUUAUUUUCCUCACUUCUUGCUCAUUCCUUCUUUGACCUAUUGCAUUUCAUGUUGAGUUUAUCCAUCAACAUGCUGCACCUGUCAGUCAAGUGAGCGGUUUUUUUAGAACACAUUGUACUGAGAACCACUUAAGCAUUGAAUGCAGAGAAAGCAGUGCUACCUCAGUUUUGCUGGAAGUAGACUUUGAUAGUUUUCUUUCUUUGAUGAACUUUCUGUAUUUUCACGUUGUAAGUGGAAAUACUUUUUUUUUCAUUUGCCUUGGAGCCAAAGUUUCUGUUCCUGGUGGUCAGAAAACUGUGCCUGCCGGCCAACUGACUUGAAGGAAAACUGUGGUAUGGAGCUCUGCUUGAAUUUUUUUUUUUUUUUUUUUUUAAUUGAGUAUCAUCAGCUUACUUGUCUGGCAAGUGCAGAAGCCUGGGCUGGCUUGAACUCUGCCAAACAAAUAUAAAAAUGUAUUUAAUAGUUAAAACGUGUGCCCUUUCCCUUCUUGCUGCACCCAUGUUGUCACUUAACCCCCAGAAGUUAUUUAUUUUCUUCUUUGUUAAUGUCAGGCUCAUUUGGGGUAAUGUGAUGACUGUUUAGGUUUACAUGACCCACCUCUCCUUUUCCUACCCCCAAAUAUGUAUAUAUACAUAUAUAAGAUAUGUAUAUAUUUUACCUAUAUAAAAUAUAUAUAUAUACACAUAUAUGUAUCUAUAUUUCUUUGUUUCUUUGCCUGCUAAAACUGGCUAUAAAAGGGAGCCUUCAAUAUAUAUAGUAUAAGAAGAGUGCCAGGGAACAUCAUAAUGGAGGCUUUUGAAUCAGAAUUUGGACCAGUUUCAUUAGAGAAGAUUAAUUUUCUCAGCCUUUUCCUCACAAGAGGGAGUCCCAGAGUUCCCCAGACUCCUCCAUGUGCUCGCUCUGUAAGGCCAGCUUUGGCCAAACUGCCACACAGGAGCUGACUCUGGUCCUACCUGGUUUCAGUAGAGGGUCCUCUUGUUAUUUUUCCAUUAAAAAAAAAAAUGUCCUCAUAAAACUGUACUGGAAGGGUGGGUGGCAGAAACUUGUACUGUUCAGCUUCCAACACUUUGGAACAGAUUGAAAAGGGAACCUUUUAAAUAAAAAAAUAUUUACACUCUUGAGGUAAUGAAGAGUUUGUCUAUUAAACAUUUGGAGUUUUCUCCCCCAACUUACCCCUAUCUCCCUCCCAGGUGUAUGUUUCUCAGCCUGGGCAGGAAUCAGUUAUUUUGAGUUCCUUCAUUAGUAGCCUAUGGCUCUGGGCUCCCAUAUUUACAAAAAUGAUUUAAGGAGUUUCUGCAGUCGAUGUUUUUCUAAAAUUGGUAUUGACAAUAGGGAACAUACUUGAAGUUACAUUUUCUUUUUUGAAUCCUAACCCUGACAGUUGCCCCUUCUUAGAGGGAUGGGUGGGAAACUUUAAAGUCAGCCACAGUAGGUUGGCAAUACUGCUGAAAAGCUGACGAGGGUCCCAGUCCAGAUGCCUGGCUUUGUUCUAGCCUAAGACACAAGAUCCUUGUAUAAAGAGUUUCUAGAGGUCGUAGCAGGUUCUGUGGCUCAACUAUAGUCAGGGCAUCUAUACUGGGGUGUUAACAAGACUGCCUUUUCAUCCAGUGUGCAACCCCCAGUUUCUCCCAAUUCUGGACUGGGUAGAGGUUGAAUAAGGGUAAAGGCAGGCUGCUCCUAGCCAGGUAAGGCUUUUUCUGUCUCAGAUCAGAAGGGUGUAUGGAGAGAAGGGCACAAAACAGGUAGAUGCUGAAUAUCCUGAGGACUCUGGAGGAACUGGAUUCUUUCUCCAGCCUAUACAAGGCGUGAUUCCAUGUAUUAGGUGUGCUAUGAUGGGUGG
Molecule: messenger RNA, 4076 nt
Organism: Kogia breviceps (pygmy sperm whale)
Lineage: Eukaryota; Metazoa; Chordata; Mammalia; Artiodactyla; Physeteridae
Source: RefSeq, a predicted model, not a curated record